ACGUUUGUUUCUGUGAUUAAGCCCCCAUUUAUGUUUAAAACAUAAAUGAAGAAGGGACAGUUCAAGGCACAGAGGAGGCGCGUGUUCUGAUUUGGUUGUUUACCAUCAAUCAGACCGUUGCUUGGCAGACACUGGAUGGUUAUGAGCCUGAACAAGCUGAAAAGGGGCAGGAAAAGAAGUGGAGGCAGCAUUCUUCCUAUUUAAAGCUGCAUCGCUUGAAAAAAGUUUUCUCAGACUGUGCUGGAGCUGGUGCUGAAAAAGGGGGUUUGCAAAGGCUGCCCCGGGGCUGGUGCUGAAAGAGCCUGCAGCUGACUUCAUGGUGCUACAAUAACCUUAGAAUCUACUUUUCACUCCCAGGAGGACCCACAUGUCUAAUAUUUAGACAUGAUGGCAAACUGGGUGGAAGCAAGACCUCUCCUCAUUCUGACUGUUUUAUUAGGGCAGUUUGUCUCAAUAAAAGCCCAGGAAGAAGGCGAGGAUGAAGGAUAUGGUGAAGAAAUAGCCUGUACUCAGAAUGGUCAGAUGUACUUAAACAGAGACAUUUGGAAACCUGCCCCUUGCCAGAUCUGUGUCUGUGACAAUGGAGCCAUUCUUUGUGACAAGAUACAGUGCCAGGAUGUACUUGAAUGUGCUGACCCUGUAACUCCUUCUGGAGAAUGCUGUCCUGUCUGCCCACACACAACUGGAGGUGGCAAUACGAAUUUUGGUAGAGGAAGAAAGGGACAAAAAGGAGAACCAGGAUUAGUGCCUGUUGUAACAGGCAUACGUGGGCGUCCAGGACCAGCAGGACCUCCCGGAUCACAAGGACCAAGAGGAGAGAGGGGCCCAAAGGGAAAACCUGGUCCUCGUGGUCCUCAGGGAAUUGAUGGAGAACCAGGUGUUCCUGGUCAACCCGGUGCCCCAGGGCCUCCUGGACAUCCAUCCCACCCAGGACCUGAUGGCAUGAGCAGGCCAUUUUCAGCUCAGAUGGCUGGGUUAGAUGAAAAAUCUGGACUUGGGAGUCAAGUAGGCCUCAUGCCUGGCUCUGUGGGUCCUGUUGGCCCAAGGGGACCUCAAGGCUUACAAGGGCAGCAAGGUGGCGUUGGCCCUACAGGACCUCCUGGUGAACCUGGCGAACCUGGACCAAUGGGUCCAAUAGGUACACGUGGACCAGAGGGCCCUCCUGGAAAACCUGGUGAAGAUGGAGUUCCUGGAGAUCCUGGAGCAGUUGGCCCAUUAGGACCUAGAGGAGAACGCGGAAAUCCAGGCGAGAGAGGAGAACCAGGAAUAACCGGACUCCCUGGGGAGAAGGGAAUGGCUGGGGGCCACGGCCCUGAUGGUCCAAAAGGCAGUCCAGGACCAUCGGGGACCCCUGGAGAUACAGGCCCACCAGGACUUCAAGGUAUGCCAGGAGAAAGAGGAAUUGCAGGAACUCCGGGCCCCAAGGGUGACAGAGGUGGCAUAGGAGAGAAGGGUGCUGAAGGAACAGCUGGAAAUGAUGGAGCAAGAGGUCUUCCGGGUCCCUUGGGUCCUCCGGGUCCUGCAGGUCCCACUGGAGAAAAGGGUGAACCUGGCCCUCGAGGUUUAGUUGGCCCUCCUGGCUCCCGUGGCAAUCCUGGUUCUCGCGGUGAAAAUGGCCCCACUGGAGCUGUUGGUUUUGCUGGACCUCAGGGUCCCGAUGGGCAGCCUGGAAUAAAAGGGGAACCCGGAGAGCCAGGACAGAAGGGAGAUGCAGGCUCUCCUGGGCCACAAGGUCUAGCAGGAUCCCCAGGCCCUCAUGGUCCUAAUGGUGUUCCUGGACUCAAAGGUGGCCGAGGAACUCAGGGUCCACCCGGUGCUACAGGGUUUCCUGGUUCUGCUGGCAGAGUUGGACCUCCAGGCCCUCCUGGAGCUCCAGGACCUGCAGGGCCCUUAGGGGAACCUGGGAAGGAGGGACCGCCAGGUCUUCGUGGGGACCCUGGCUCUCAUGGGCGAGUAGGAGAUCGAGGACCAGCUGGCCCCCCUGGUGGCCCAGGAGACAAAGGAGACCCAGGAGAAGAUGGGCAACCGGGUCCUGAUGGUCCCCCGGGCCCAGCUGGAACCACUGGACAAAGAGGAAUUGUGGGCAUGCCAGGACAGCGUGGAGAGCGAGGCAUGCCCGGCCUGCCGGGCCCAGCGGGCACACCAGGAAAAGUAGGACCUACUGGCGCACCAGGGGAUAAAGGUCCGCCUGGCCCUGUGGGACCCCCGGGCUCAAAUGGCCCUGUAGGGGAGCCUGGACCCGAAGGUCCAGCUGGUAAUGAUGGUACUCCAGGACGGGACGGUGCUGUUGGAGAACGUGUAAGGGCACUUUCACUGAUUAGAAAAUCAGCAGGAAUGUAA
Leptonychotes weddellii (Weddell seal) is the source of this 2340-nucleotide messenger RNA. NCBI's taxonomy places the organism in Eukaryota, Metazoa, Chordata, Mammalia, Carnivora, Phocidae. The record is from RefSeq and is a predicted model, not a curated record.